Messenger RNA from Cajanus cajan (pigeon pea), 2730 nucleotides. Lineage: Eukaryota; Viridiplantae; Streptophyta; Magnoliopsida; Fabales; Fabaceae. The record is from RefSeq and is a predicted model, not a curated record.
AUGAUUGAUGCCGUCGCAGAUAAUGAAAUUUUAAGUUUAUUAGAUGGAUAUUCUGGGUACAACCAGAUUUAUAUUGCUAAAAAUGAUGUGUCAAAAACUGCCUUUAGGUGCCCAGGUGCCUUGGGAACUUACGAAUGGGUAGUAAUGCCUUCUAGCUUGAAAAAUGCUGGGGCAACAUAUCAAAGAGCAAUGAGCUUAAUUUUUCAUGACUUGAUCAAAAAAUUCAUGCAGGUUUAUAUUGAUGACAUAGUGAUUGGAUCGAAACGAAAAGUAGAUCAUAUACAACACCUGGAAUUGUCUUUCGAGAGAAUGAGGAAACAUGGGCUGAAAAUGAAUCCAUUGAAAUGUGCUUUCGGUGUUUCAGCGAGGGAUUUCCUAGGGUUCGUCGUACACCAGAAAGGCAUUGAAAUAGAUAAGAACAAGACUCGAGCCAUCAUGGAAACUAAGCCUCCUUCGAAUAAGAAGGAGUUACAGUCUUUGAAAAGGGAGGAAGAAUUUCGAUGGGACGAAAUUCAUCAAAAGGCACUCGAGGAGAUCAAGAAUUAUUUGAUCAACCCUCCAGUGAUGGUGCCACCCUCUGAAGGAGGAAAGCUAAAAUUAUAUGUCUCGGCCAAUGAUUCGACCAUUGCGGGCAUGCUGUCGCAAGAUGACGAAAAUGGUAUCGAAAGAGCCAUUUAUUACAUCGGUAGGAUGUUAGUCGAGGCUAAAAUCAGAUACACUCCUUUGGAGAAGUUAUGUCUGAGUUUGUAUUAUGCUUGUACAAAGCUGAAGCAUUAUAUUAAACCUUAUGAUGUAUUCGUGUUCUGUCGAAUUGAUGUGAUUAAAUAUAUGUUAUCUAAACCUAUCCUGCACUCUCGAGUUGGGAAAUGGGCUCUUGCAUUGACCGAGUAUUCGUUAACGUUUGUUCCCCUCAAAGCCACAAAAGGGAAAGUAAUCGCUGAUUUUCUCGUGGAUCACUCGAAUUUAACUGAACAGGUUAAUUAUUUAACCACGAAAUCAUGGGAACUAUUUUUUGAUGGAUCGAAACACGAGUCAGGAGCAGGAAUCGAAUUACUGAUUAUUUCAUCGGGUGGGAUUCCCACUAAAUUCUUAUUGAGAACAAAAUCCGAAUGCUUGAAUAAUGAAACUGAAUACGAAGCAUUGAUUAUUGGGCUAAAAUUGCUUAAGGACUUGGGGGCAAGGAACAUAAUCAUUCGAGGUGACUCGCAACUCGUGAUUAAACAGUUAACUCGAGAAUAUAAAUGCAUGAAUGAAAAGUUACUCGAAUGUAAUUCUCGAGCUACAGAUUUGUUAAAUUCAUUUGAUGAGGUCCAAUUAGAACAUAUUCCUCGUAACGAGAACGAAUUUGCGAAUGAACUAGCUCAGAUUGAUUCCGGGUACAAGAUAAGCAGGGAAUGUCUCGAAUCUCUUAUUUGUAUAAGGAAUAAGUUGAGUGACGAACAUGAAUGCCUCAUCGUUGACACCUCAACCAUUCAGGAUUGGAGGAAAGAGCUAAUCGAAUAUCUGCAAAGUCCAAAUUUGCAAGCUGACAGAAAAGUUAAAUAUCGAGCUCUCAAUUAUGUGAUAUUGAACAAUGAGUUGUUCAAGAGAGGCUUCGAUGGAGUUCUGUUUAAGUGCCUUGGAAAUCAUGAGAGCUACAUAGUCAUGGCAGAGGUACAUGAAGGGAUUUGUGGUGCCCAUCAAGCGGGAGAGAAAAUGAAAUGGACUUUGUCCAGAAAAGGAUAUUUUUGGCCAAGCAUGUUCAAAUAUUGUAUCGAGUUUGCAAAGGGUUGCGAAGAGUGCCAGAAACAUGGCCCAAUACAUAGAGUACCAGCAACCGAGUUGCAUACGAUUGUUAAACCGUGGCCUUUUCGAGGUUGGGCAAUUGACGUAAUUGGCCAGAUCCAUCCUCCAUCAGCAAAAAUCCAUAAGUACAUAAUCGUGGUUAUCGAUUAUUUUACGAAAUGGGUGGAAGCAAUUCCUGUAAAAGAAGUUGACCAGAAAGAGGUGAUAAAUUUUAUUGAAGAGCAUAUCAUAUUUCGAUUCGGAAUACCCCAGACAAUAACUACAGAUCAAGGAACGGUGUUCACAGGUCAAAAAGUGGUCCAGUAUGCCCAGUCGAGAGGAAUCAAAAUGAUUACUUCGACACCCUACUAUGCACAAGCUAACGGCCAAGUCGAGGCUGCCAACAAAGUGAUCAUAGCGUUGAUCAAAAAACAUAUUUUGGGGAAACCUCGAAAUUGGUAUGAAACAUUGCUGCAAAUAUUGUGGGCUUACAGAAAUUCACCUAGGAAUGCCACCCAAACUACGCCAUACAAGUUGGUGUAUGGUCACGAAGCAAUUUUUCCUAUUGAUAUCAAUUUGCAAUCCAUUCAUGUGCAAAGGCAAAAUGAGUUACCAGUCGAGGAUUAUUGGAAUUUAAUGUACGAUGAACUAAUUCGACUGGAUGACAAAAGAAUGACAACCAUGCAAAAUGUCAUUCACCAGAAAGAAAAAAUAGCUCGAGUUUAUAACAAAAAGGUUAAGAGAAAACAAUUUUCGAGUGGAGACUUAGUCCUAAAAGUCAUCCUCCCAAUGGACCAAAAAUCUCGAGAUCGGGGUAAAUGGACCUAUAAUUGGGAAGGACCGUUCAUCAUCGAAAGACUCUACUCGAACAAUGUAUACUUGAUCAAAGAGUUAAAUUCGAGAAAUGCAAGUAAAGUGAUCAACGGAAAAUAUUUGAAGAAAUUCCAUGAAAGUAGCAUGUACUAA